Molecule: messenger RNA, 1264 nt
Organism: Hypoxylon trugodes
Lineage: Eukaryota; Fungi; Ascomycota; Sordariomycetes; Xylariales; Hypoxylaceae
Product: DnaJ-domain-containing protein
Exons: 2
Coding region: 185-1087 (300 amino acids)
Source: RefSeq, a predicted model, not a curated record
UUGACAAUAAAAGACCAAUGGAAGCGAUACACGCUUCGGCGCAUUUAUUAUAUUUUUAUUCGCCUAAUACAUGGUCAUUCACUACCUCUGGGGUCCUUCUGUUCGUUAUGAAGCAGCCUACACCCUACUUAGGAUCGCUAUCCGAUCAUCUUAAACGGUGUAGCUACUAAAUACAGAACUGAAAAUGGGUUCAUUCGAUGAACACAAUCUCUCGGACUUUUAUGCGGACCUUCAAUUGACACAACAGGCAACUUCUCGGGAUAUCAAGUGCGCCUUUCGCAGAUUAGCUAGAAAGCAUCACCCCGAUAAAAAAGCACCAGGACAAUGUAUUGAUGCGCACGAGUUCCGUAAGGUUCGCGAAGCGUAUGAAUGCCUCAUCGAUGAGGAUAGGCGUGCAGCCUAUGACAGACUCUACUUCGACUUGCGAGACGAAUGGAAUACACAAAGGGAACAAGAAGAACGCCAACGUAGAGAUGACGAAAGGAAACAAGCUGAGGAGGAACAGCGCGCCGCUAGGGAAAAAGCCGAAGAAAAAAGGAGGGCAGCAGAAGCCGAGAGAGUUCGUAGAAUGGAAGAAGAAAGACGAGCUGCUGAAGCCAAGGCCGAGCGCGAGAGAAUAAGAGAGGAGAAAGCGAGACGAGCCGAAGAACGAACGCGAGAAGCUGCACGAAGAGCUAGGGAACAACAGGAACUAGCGGCAAAGGAGAGGCUUCGCAAAGAAAAAGAGAGAGAAGCGGAAAGAAGAUCCGAGGAAGCAGCUAGAAGAAUCAGGAUUGAACAAGAACUAGCAGCACAAGAACGACUAAAAGCUAUUCUGAUUGAGGAGAAGCAACAAUCAGCUCGUAGUAGCUGGGCCAAAAUGCGGCAAGAAGCUGACGAUAGACAAGCGGCGAAACGUCGACCUGCCCGGCCGAUGCGAUCUGCUCCAUCACCUAACUGCGAUCAUCCGCGGUUUGGCUGGCUAAAGAAGAAUGGUCGGUCGAAGUGCACAUUCUGCAACCAGACUCGAACGAAAUGGUCCUUUUCCUGUCCGGAAUGCAGUGUGUCGGCAUGCCCUGGUUGCAAGUCCAACUAUUGUCUAUUCUGAUGAUCAAACGACCUGAACAAUUUGUACUGAGUAGGGAGAUUGUGAAGAAGAUUGCUGUAUGGUGGGUCUAUCUUACGGUAGUAAUCAAGGUGACUGGUGUAAGAAUGAGUGGUGUGCGCCGCAAGCGCAUUUACUGGGAAUAUGUUUGGAAUUGUACGGAUGUGAGUAUCCCGAGAU